Lactuca sativa (garden lettuce) is the source of this 924-nucleotide messenger RNA. RefSeq lists its product as uncharacterized. Lineage: Eukaryota; Viridiplantae; Streptophyta; Magnoliopsida; Asterales; Asteraceae. The record is from RefSeq and is a predicted model, not a curated record.
AUGAUUCAAAAAGAUAUUGUCAAUUGCUUUUCAAAAGAGAUAAUCAAGUCUAUUUGUGAUGAAAUUUGUAAAGAUGUGUUCCGUAUAUUAGUUGAUGAGUCUAGUGAUGUUUCCAAAAAAGAACAAAUGGCUAUAGUUUUGAGAUAUGUUGAUAGACUCAGGAUUGUAAAGGAAAGAUUUAUCGGAGUUGUUCACGUGUUGGAUACAUCCUCUUUGACUCUUAAAGCCGCCAUCGAUACCGUUUAUUCCAACAGCAACUUGACUAUCGAUCAGGUGAGGGGGCAAGGUUAUGAUAGAGCAAGUAAUAUGAGUGGUGCAUUAACGGUUUGGCGGUUACUAUCGUUUGUGGCGGUUGCAAAGAAACAUGAUGAUGUUGAAGAAUUCUUUGAACAACUAGGUUUGGCGGUUACUAUCAGAAGCAAAAAAGAAAGAGUGGCAACCGAAAUUGGUAUUGGUGAAACGGAAACAAGAAGAAGGUUGAAUCAAGAGAUUUCUCUUGUUCGAGCUGGAGAUACUAGAUGGGGUUCACAUUUUAGAACAAUUGUAAGUUUGUUGAAUUUGUUUGCAGAAGUUGUUGCAGUCCUUAAAUAUGUCAAAGAGGAGGGGUCUACUUUAUCUAACCGUAAUCAAGCAAAGGAUAUUUUGUCAUAUUUCAAAACACUUGAUUUUGUAUUGCUUUUACACUUGAUGUUGGAAAUUCUAUGCCUCACCGAUACUUUGUCAAAGCAUCUUCAGAAAAAAGAUCAAGAUAUUUUGGAAGCGACUUCGUUAGUAAAAGGGAUAAAGAAAGCAUUGCUAGUUUUUAGAAAAGAUGGGUUUCCACAAAUUUUGAAGAAGGUGUGUGCUUUUUGUGAAAAGCAUAGUAUUGGAAUUGUGGACAUGUCAGAAUAUUAUGUUACCUCACAAAAGCAUAGGACCAAUUAG